UUUAGUUUUAUUCCUGGGUCGAUGUAAUCUUUUAUUGGUGAUGGAACGUGGGCUUUCGAAGCAGAGAAGAUGCGAGAUAGCAACGCGAUGCACCAUCGAUCCAGUCACUGCUCCCAGAAAUAAAUGUGUCCGACUUUCACCAUCGAAAUUCCCAAAAUCUCACGCCUUCGGAUUGCAGCCCGGGCACAGAAACACGCCUCGACCCGAAGAGUCCGUUGCGAAUCCUGUGCUUUACAGAGCGCGGCCGGUGUCAAAAGUGCCGCAGAAAGCCGGGCUCGCUGCGUCUCCUACCGGCUGCAGUAGCCGGCUGCGAGCGCUCUCUCCUCCUCUCCCUCUCUCUUUUAUCCCAAGCACUCAGGAUGCGGAGGAGCUCGUUCAGGAUAUCUGUGCAGCCACCCAGGACCCGCUUCCCUCUCCCGGAUCGUUGCUAGUCCGAGGUGAUUUCUCCACAAAGGCACCAACUUUCCUUUGAACUGCACCCGGGCGAAAAUGAGCAGGAAAGGGUGUAACCUCGAACUGUUCCUGGUGUUGCUGGGAUUGGAGUUCAACAUCUCAGUCUCUUGCCCCCGGCAUUGCGUUUGCUACCCAUCUCCCAUGACUGUCACCUGCCAGUCGCACGGCUUCACCACCAUCCCGGAAGGAAUUCCUGCCAACAGCGAGAGAAUAUUCCUCCAGAAUAACCGGAUAACGCUCCUCCUGAGGAAUACCUUCAGCCCAUCCACCGUCACCCUUUGGUUGUACUCCAACAACAUAACCUUCAUCGACCCGGAGGCUUUCCAGGGAUUCAGCCUCCUGGAGGAGCUUGAUCUGGGAGACAAUCGAUACCUGAGAUUCCUCGAUGCUGAGACCUUCAGUGGCCUGGAGAGGCUUCAUUCCUUGCAUCUUUAUCGCUGUGGCUUGACUUUCUUGCCCAAUGGAAUCUUUGAAGGUCUCCAUAACUUGCAAUACCUCUACCUGCAAGACAACCACAUCGAGUACCUCCAGGACGACCUGUUCCUGGAGCUGGUUAACCUCACUCAGCUCUUUCUGCAUGGGAAUAAGUUGUUGAGUUUGUCCCAGAACACUUUUAGAGGGCUGGUCAACCUCGACCGACUCCUGCUCCACCAGAACAAGCUUCACUGGGUUAAUAAGCAGGCUUUCCACGAUCUCCGCCGCCUUACCAUUUUGUAUUUGUUCAACAACAGCCUGAGUUUGCUUCCGGGUGAAUGUUUGGCAGAGCUUGGCUCCUUGCAGUACCUCAGGCUGAAUGGAAAUCCUUGGGAAUGUAGUUGUAAGGCUCGAUCCUUGUGGGAAUGGCUACAGAGAUUCAGAGGGUCGAGCUCCAGUGUUACCUGUGAGUCCCCCAGGGAUGUACAGGGGAAAGACCUCAAGCUCCUGUCCGCCCGGCUCUUCAAAAACUGCACGAGCCCAGAUUCGCUCAACCAGAUCCGGACGAGCCCCAAGCAGCAACCCCACCACCCGGGCAAGGUCAGGCUGGGAGGGGGUCAGCCGUCGCGGGGCACGGCCCUGGUCAAAGGUCAGAACGGCACGGGCCAGCGGGACGACUCGGCCAAGAACUACCUGGGAGAAGCAGCUCCGAAGGGCGCUGCUGAUGGCCAGCUGGACGGGACGUGGGGCAGCGACUACCUACCGGACGCCGGCCAGAAGGAGCAGGGCGUCCGCCCCUACCCGACCAGGCACAAGUCCCGGAUCAAGUGCACCCGCCGCACCCGCCUGGAGCUGCCGCCCGGCAUCCAGCAGCCCUCCGGAAGGGGACUGAGGCUGACCUCCGGCUCCGGGUGGCUCACCGUCGUCCUUGCUUUGGUCCUUGUUGUCCGCUGAAACCCCCACCUACUCCGACCCACCCCACCCCCACCCACCCCCAGUAAUAAGAAGGGCAAAAACUUUCUAACACUGCCAUCAAUCCAUAGGGACCAAAAGUAUAUUUAAAAAAACAAAAAAAUGGUGAUGAUUUUUGAAACUUCAAUACCUUUGCUGUGUGCUUAGGUGGAACCGGUGGAUUGUUUGGAUGGAAUUCUGCUUCGGACUACUGGAAAUCCUCGGAAUAAAGUACCCGAAAGGGCAGCACACAACUCAGCGGUUCCCACUCCAACCCGAGCAGAAAACAGUUGUCUGGAAGAGACCGCUUGGAAGCUUAAUUCCAAUUAAAACAAACGACACACACAAAAAAAAAUUAACAAACUACCCCGGUGUUCCUUGGACAGUCCUGGCUGAGUAGUGACCUGGGGAAGCGAUUUGAACUCCCGAUCACACCGCCCCUGGGACACGAGGCCGUGCGAUGGGAACCGAGGUGAAUGGCGGCUCUCCCGAGUUUUCUGCCUCAGACGUGAGCAACUCCACAAAGCCCUCAGAUGAAAAAAACAAGUGGUACCAACGGCCUCCUAAUGAGGCUGCAUUGCUCCCAGCUGAAUAAUAUGCAUUGUAUAAUCGCGAAGGAUGCUUCUGGUCUGAGAGGCUGUACUUGAUUCGUUCAGGUACUGAAAACUGGAGGCCAGAUAAUUGUAUGAAAAAAUUCCCAAUGGAAUAUUUUUUUUUGACGUGUCAACCUAUCAUUUUGCUCAAUGCACAGCCCUUAUAUAACUGAGAUAUAUUAAUUUCUGGAAAUAUAUGUUUACAGAUUAUAUUGUUACCCUGUUACAGUUCAUGCUGAAGUAUUUCUUUCUGUCUCGGAUGGUUUUUACACAAGUUUUGGAUUCGGGUGAGAGCCUCUGCACUGGUCUAGCUAACUUGCUUUGGCCUCUUCCUUGGGUCCGCCCGGAGGCAGCGCCGAUCGAGGCUACAGAGCAAGAGCUGGGAAGUGGGAUAGGCCAAGUUAGCAUGGACGCGACGGGCCAAGUGGUCUGAGUCUGUGCCGUAAUAUUCCAUGAUCGUAUGGAAGCAACCCUCAUGUUCUGGAUGUGGUUCAUUUUGACGAAGAAACUAAAUCUUCUCGACCUGAUUUAUUUUUUCUGUAUUAAAUAUUAAAUUUGUUGUACCUGAAUUUACAGAAUUGCUUUAAAUAUAUAUAUAUAUACUAUAUAUAUAUAUAUAUAUGUAUAUAUGCACACACAUAUAUACAUAUAUUUAUAUAUAAAGAAAAGCUGUUUCUUGGGGGAAGAAAUUAAGAUAAGAAGCGCGGUAUCCCUUUUUGUAAAUGUGCUUCUUUCAAACAGUGACUCUGCCACGGGUCAGGAUAGCUGGUAAGGAUAUGUCUGGGGUAGAGCUCAAGGUGUGAAUGACAAUGAGUUUGGAGGUGGGGAGGAGGGGUAGAAGGCCAUGUUGGCAAACCAGGGUCAGGACUUCACCUCCCGGAAGCUGUGGCUAAAGAGUUAGCCCUUCACUCAGGCUACGCAGAUCUAACUCUGACCACAGCAACCCCAGUGCCCGGAAUCCAUCCGCAGAAGGCGGGUCACUUUGAACGGCAAACUGGAGCAGCACUUGGCUGAAGGGGAGAGGUGCCAAGGGACAGACCUUGCGGUUUGCAGCUCAGACUAGCCGGCUCCACUGGAGCGUCCUCUCAUUCUCCCUCCCAAGUGUACUGCUCGCUGGGUUAGCCGGACAACCGUGGGAUUAGGCUCAGUGAGUUGGACGUCUACUCCUGAUUUGGGACGAACUGGCUUCAGAUUCAUUUAUUUAGAGAUACAGCACAGUCACAGACCGUUCCGGCCCGACAACCCCCUGCCACCCACGUGACCAACUAACCUGCUGACCAGUACGUCUUUGGAAUGUGGGAGAACACAUGAGGGAAACCCAAGCAGCCACUGGGAGAACUGGGUGCGCUGGUGUUGCGAUAGCCCUUAAACCUUCCAGACCCUUCCUCUCUAUGCACAGAUUCAGUUAUUUACCACAUGUACCUCGAACCAUACAGCGAAAUGCGUUAACAACCAACACAACCUAACGACGUGCUGGGGGGCAGCCCGCAAGUGCCGCCACACUUUCCGGCGCCGACAUAACUUGCUCACAGUGCUCAGCAGAGUGACAUAAGCAACAAAAUAAAAACAGCAACGGCAACACAAGCCCCUUUCCCACCUCCCACUCACACAGGCGUCCAGCCUACAGUCCCUACUGGACAGGCGAAGAGGACCGUGGGUAACUCUGCCUGGGACGGGUGUUCAGCGAUCAGCAUAUACAUCAGGGGCAAUGCAGGGCAGCGGAUAUAGAGUCACUGAGUAAUACAGCACGGAAACAGGCCCUUCAGCCCAUCUGGUCUGUGCUGACCACGCCAUCCUCCUCGCUAGUCCCAGUCUAAGUCUGCAUGGGAUGGGUGCUCAGAGCUGAGGAUAUGCAUAAGUGAAGAUGCAGAAACCCCAGUUACAGAGUCAUACAGUAACACAGCAUAGAAACCGGCCCUUCAGCCAUCUGCUCCAUGCCAACCACCCACCCUGCUAGUCCCGGCUGCCCGCAUUCAGUCUAUAAGCUCCAAGCCCUUUCCUGUAUGUACCAAUGCAAAUACCUCUUAAAUGUUGUAACUGUACCCACCUUGACCACUUCCUCUGGCAGCCGAUUCACUACCCUCUCUCACUUCUCUUUUGAGUCUCUCUUACACUAGUUAACAACAAGCUCAGCCCAACUGGCUGCAGCCUGGCAUGAGGGGUGGCGAGUUGCUUGGGUUACUGUUGCAAUAACACGAUUACAUGGUACGCAGGGCAAGCAACCCAGCCUUUCUGCCCGGCAUAACCACAAGAGAUUCUGCAGGUGCUGGAAAUCCAGAGCAAUGCUCUGAGUUCAACCCGGAGAAGUGUGAGGUGGUACACUUUGGAAGGACAAACUCCAAGGCAGAGUACAAAGUAAAUGGCAGGAUACUUGGUAGUGUGGAGGAGCAGAGGGAACUGGGGGUACAUGUCCACAGAUCCCUGGAAGUUGCCUCACAGGUAGAUAGGGUAGUUAAGAAAGCUUAUGGGGUGUUAGCUUUCAUAAGUCGAGGGAUAGAGUUUAAGAGUCGUGAUGUAAUGAUGCAGCUCUAUAAAACUCUGGUUAGGCCACACUUGGAGUACUGUGUCCAGUUCUGGUUGCCUCACUAUAGGAAGGAUGUGGAAGCAUUGGAAAGGGUACAGAGGAGAUUUACCAGGAUGCUGCCUGGUUUAGAGAGUAUGCAUUAUGAUCAGAGAUUAAGGGAGCUAGGGCUUUACUCUUUGGAGAGAAGGAGGAUGAGAGGAGACGUGAUAGAGGUGUACAAGAUAUUAAGAGGAAUAGAUAGAGUGGAUAGCCAGUACCUCUCCCCCAGGGCACCACUGCUCAAUACAGGAGGACAUGGCUUUAAAGUAAGGGGUGGGAAGAUCAAGGGGGAUAUUAGAGGAAGGUUUUUUUACUCAGAGAGUGGUUGGUGCGUGGAAUGCACUGCCUGAGUCAGUGGUGGAGGCAGAUACACUAGUGAAAUUUAAGAGGCUACUAGACAGGUAUAUGGAGGAAUUUAAGGUGGG
Messenger RNA from Mobula hypostoma (lesser devil ray), 5399 nucleotides. It is a transcript of the gene rtn4rl1b, whose product is annotated as reticulon 4 receptor-like 1b. Lineage: Eukaryota; Metazoa; Chordata; Chondrichthyes; Myliobatiformes; Myliobatidae. Gene Ontology annotation, molecular function: protein binding; signaling receptor activity. Bases 490 to 1821 code for a protein of 443 amino acids. The record is from RefSeq and is a predicted model, not a curated record. The transcript is spliced from 4 exons. Gene Ontology annotation, cellular component: extracellular matrix.